GUUACGAAGCGAGACGAGUCAGCGGUAUGACCAGCUGUCGCACGAUAUAUAAAUCAAUAGUCAACCGAGCACAACGGCUUUCAUAUCUCGCGAACAGGUCCCACGGCGCUUAAUUUUCGACAGAUAGGAAGCAUCGCCUAUUCUUAUAAUGCAUGUCACGUCGGCACUCACCGUAGCGGCUGGCUUGGCCAUCGCCAGCUCGUCUGCAAUCGAAGACAGAGCGUCAUGCCCGGACAUUCAUAUCUUUGGCGCACGUGAGUCGACCGUCUCAGCGGGAUAUGGCUCCGCGAAAACGUUCAUCGACCUCAUCAAUGGUGCUUAUCCGGGCUCGACUUCAGAAGCAAUCGUCUAUCCGGCAGCGGGAGGCACAAAUGCAGCGUAUGCGAGCUCCGUCCAGAACGGAACGCAGAGUAUCGCCAACCAGAUCAACUCCUUCAAUGAGAAGUGUCCAUCUGCAAGGCUAGUUGUUAUUGGGUAUUCGCAGGGCGCCCAUAUCGGAGACAAUGCUCUCUGCGGCGGGGGCGAUCCAGGCCAGGGUAUUACAUACACCGACAGCUUGAUCACAUCUGCAGCUGCCACCGCCAUCCAGGCUGUGAUCUGGGCGGGUAAUCCAAGGAACUCGCCAGAGGAGACAUUCCACCACGGCACUUGCACUGCUGGCGGAUUCGACCCACGCCCAUCAGGAUUCUCCUGUCCAGCUUACCAAGCCAAAAUCCGAUCGUACUGCGAUGCUCCAGAUCCGUACUGCUGUGACGGUACCGAUGCAAACACGCACCAAGGCUAUGGCAACGAGUAUGGUCAAGACGCCCUGGCAUUUGUGAAGUCGAAGUUGGGAUAGAUGUACUGCCUGAUAUGUGACUUCCUGAAGACUCGAGAGCCGGCACAUACGUCGCUCCUCGUCGUUCCGUCUUUCCGCAGGUACCGUGGAGAAUCUACCAUGGCAGCGAUGAGUCUGCGCUGACGAGUAUCUGAGUUCCUGCGUCGUACUUGUCACCAGAGCUGCCGUGGCCCGACAUGGCGUAACUUCAUCCGAGGAGCUGGACCUCCCUCGCGAAAUUCGGAGACCUGAGCGCGGGGUGGGUAUAGUUCUGUCAAUUAGCCAAUCCACUUCUGUCAUUCAUUUCCACCCGCUCGCGAAUCUCAGGAGUGUGUAUUAUCGUGUUGGCGUUGCACUCGUUCACGUACGUGGAUUGCACCAGGAGCAUUCGAGGUGUGUACCCAGAGUUCAAAAGCAGUCAUCGACGUCGAGAGGAGGCGCUAACAAGCCUCGCGAAGCGCUCAUGGCCAGCUGAUAUUGCAGGAUAUCCGUUACGACUCGAGCGAUGAUGAUGAAGGGUCGUCUGCGUGCUGGGAUCUGCAGUGAGGAUCAGAUAGACUUUCCCAAAGUUCACCUCACUUGCUUCGGCAGCCUCGGAUUCGUUCCGCAGUUGAGGUUAAAAUCCUUCCUUUUCUUCCACCAUCUUAGCUUGCCAUUCACCACAAUGCAUCAACUUGUCGGGUGACAGCAUCUUCACCGCGUACAGACAGCAAAAUGCUCCAACCAGGAGAGCAGUCAUCGUCGUCGCCGCCGCCAGCGUCGCUACCGUUGCCACCGUCGCCGCUGAGUCACAAGAUGCUGCCGCCGCCGUCGCCAUCGUCGCCACCUCAUCCCAACAUACUGCCACCGCCGUCACUGUCACUACCGUUGCGACCUCAUCACAACAUGCUGCCACCGUCGUCACCACCGUUGCCACCGUCGCCGCCCCAUCACGAGAUGGUGCCACCGCCAUCACAACCUGAAGCCCCGUUCCAGAAGCAGCAGAAGCCACUAUUCCUAAACAUCGCGGCCGAGCUUCGCAAUAGAGUAUAUGCACUAGCGCUCAAACUUGAUGGAGAAAUAGGCUUCAGCUGUUGCAGGGACUGGGAUUCUGGCAAGCUAAGUAUCAAACGCGAUGACAUUGUUCCUUGGCCACACCCUUGGCCACAGUCACACAGGUCAGCUCGCAAGGACGACCCCACCAACCAAAUCGACUUACGCAAACUCGCCGUCGGCCUUCUGGCGGUCUGCCGCCAAAUCAACUUCGAGGCCGCUCCAGUUCUCUAUGGCGCC
This is a messenger RNA of Sphaerulina musiva SO2202, 2089 nucleotides long. Its product is annotated as carbohydrate esterase family 5 protein. Lineage: Eukaryota; Fungi; Ascomycota; Dothideomycetes; Mycosphaerellales; Mycosphaerellaceae. Gene Ontology annotation, molecular function: hydrolase activity. The record is from RefSeq and is a predicted model, not a curated record. The transcript is spliced from 3 exons. The coding region runs from base 149 to 838 and encodes 229 amino acids.